Messenger RNA from Penicillium riverlandense, 1227 nucleotides. RefSeq lists its product as uncharacterized. Gene Ontology annotation, biological process: cytoplasmic translation. Lineage: Eukaryota; Fungi; Ascomycota; Eurotiomycetes; Eurotiales; Aspergillaceae. The record is from RefSeq and is a predicted model, not a curated record. Gene Ontology annotation, cellular component: cytoplasm. The transcript has 6 exons. Gene Ontology annotation, molecular function: GTP binding; GTPase activity. Bases 1 to 1227 code for a protein of 408 amino acids.
AUGGUGAACAUUACGGAGAAGAUUAAGGAGAUCGAGGAUGAGAUGCGGAGGACGCAGAAGAACAAGGCGACAGAAUAUCAUCUUGGUCUAUUGAAAGGAAAACUCGCCCGCUUAAGAGCGCAACUCCUCGAACCAGCAGCCGGCGCAGGUGCAGGCGGCGGCACAGGGUUUGACGUGAGCAAAAGCGGCGAUGCGCGCGUGGCACUCGUCGGAUUCCCAUCUGUCGGCAAAUCCACGUUCUUGUCCAAGAUCACCAAGACCAAGAGUGAGGCUGCGUCGUACUCAUUCACCACGCUGACUGCCAUCCCCGGUGUGCUUGAGUAUGGCGGGGCUGAGAUCCAGAUUCUGGAUCUGCCGGGUAUUAUUGAAGGUGCCGCCGAGGGGAAGGGUCGUGGGCGGCAGGUUAUCUCUGCCGCGAAGACUAGUGAUCUCAUCCUGAUGAUUCUGGAUGCUACUAAGCGCGCAGAGCAGCGGGCUCUGCUGGAGGCGGAGUUGGAUGCUGUUGGGAUUCGACUGAACAAAGAGCCUCCGUACGUUUUAUUUCACCCGACUCUUUUUCUGGUAUAUGCAGAAGCUGACAUACUGCGCAGGAACAUUUAUCUCAAGCAGAAAAAGGCCGGCGGCAUGAAAAUUACUUUCCAGACCCCGCCCAAAAACCUGGACGAGAAAAUGAUCUACAAUGUUCUCCGCGAUUACAAGAUGCUCAACUGUGAGGUUCUGGUGCGAGAUGAGAACGGUAUGUCAUUGCCCAUCUGGUUACUGUCUCAGACAUUAAUAUUGACCAUGUUCCCCGCAGCUACAAUUGAUGAUUUCAUCGACGUGAUCAUGAAGGAUCACCGAAAAUACAUCCGCUGCCUCUACGUCUACAACAAGAUCGACAGCGUCAGUCUCGAGUUCCUGGACCAACUAGCCCGCGAGCCGUACACGGCCGUCAUGAGCUGUGAGCUCGAUCUCGGUGUACAGGAGGUGGUUGAGAGGAUCUGGAAGGAGCUGCGUCUGAUGCGGCUGUACACGAAGCGGAAAGGAGAAGAGCCUGGCUUCGACGAAGCCCUGAUUGUUCGCAGCAACUCCUCAAUCGAGGACGUGUGCGAUCAGAUCCAUCGCACGCUGAAGGAUACCUUCAAGUAUGCGCUUGUGUGGGGGGCGAGUGCGCGACAUGUGCCGCAGCGGGUGGGAUUGGGCCACAUCGUGGCGGAUGAGGAUGUGGUUUCUAUCGUAGCGAAAUAG